AUGCCAUGGGGUGGGCUGACGCUUGAAAAGGUUCGAGGGCCCAAGCCACCAUCCCAAGAGAAGCCGUGCAGAGUGGGAGAUGUGGAAGAACGGAAAGGAGAGGGGCCAGAGAGGCUAGGAGCUGAGGAAGACUCGGAGAAGCUGCAGCUGCUGUGUCGGGACGACAUGGUUCACUACCUGGAUGUGAGGGACGUGUGGGGUGUGGCAGUGUGCGAGUGCUGCUUCCACCGCGCUGUCAGCCAGCGCACCCAGCACGCCCUCGUCAUGACCACCCUCAAAGCCCUCUGCUCCCACGUGCAGUCGCCACAGCCUGCGUCCAUCCCGCUCGCUCCCGACCGCCAGGCCCAGGCUGACGUGCACGUUGAAAUGAAGGGCGAGAUGGCCGCUCUCAUCUGUGCGGAGGCCAUGCUGCUCGAGUGGAUGGCUGAGCCGCGUGUGGGCGUGCUGACAGACUUGGGCACGAUCAGAUCCCGCCUGCCUGCCAUCAUGGCUGCUACACAUUGCCCAGCUGCUAAAGCUUCCCCUGCCGCUGCUCCUCCUGACGCCCUGCCGGGUUGUGCGCCAUAG
Closterium sp. NIES-65 is the source of this 567-nucleotide messenger RNA. NCBI's taxonomy places the organism in Eukaryota, Viridiplantae, Streptophyta, Zygnematophyceae, Desmidiales, Closteriaceae. The record is from the annotation of a GenBank genome assembly.